This is a messenger RNA of Paramisgurnus dabryanus, 1463 nucleotides long. It is a transcript of the gene esm1, whose product is annotated as endothelial cell-specific molecule 1. The record is from RefSeq and is a predicted model, not a curated record. Lineage: Eukaryota; Metazoa; Chordata; Actinopteri; Cypriniformes; Cobitidae. Gene Ontology annotation, cellular component: extracellular region.
UAUGCACGAAUUUCAAUUCCUGGAUGGCAGCAAAGCUCUAAUUCCACUUCCACGCCGGAUCUCUAAAACAAGAAAGAGGGGGAGACUGGCAAAUAGACAACAACACCGGAUUGAGGAAAUUGACGAUGGCAUUCAAUGUGCAAAACAAACUUGUUUAAAGCUGACAGCAAUGCAGCCCGGCCUGCCUAAUUCCCAAUCACAUCUAAGAAGAGCGCAGCUCCUCCCCGGUGCGCAACAGCUCAGGAUCGCACACAGUGUGUUGAGUAUCGAAUUAAGUCAUGCAUUUAUACGCAAUUACAGUGUUUAUCUUCUUGAUGCUCAGAGAUGCUGACGCUUGGGGUCUGGCUGGUAAAUACGCAGUGAACUGUCCGGAGAAAUGUAACGCGGCAAUGUGCGGCUCGACGCAGCGCUGCAGGCGCACGGUGUUGGAUGACUGCGGAUGCUGCCAGGUCUGCGCCGCGGGACGGGGAGAACACUGUUACCGAACCGUGUCCGGGAUGCACGGAGUCAAGUGCGGACCGGGGCUCUUCUGUGACUUCUACAAAGAUGAGGAUGAUUAUGGAGAUGAAUAUGGCAUCUGUAAAGACUGCAUGUAUGGAACGUACGGUAUCGAAUGCAGGAAAACAUGCAACUGUAAAGCAGGUGGACUCUGUGACAGAGAAACUGGAGCUUGUUUGUCUUUUAAAUUUUUGGCUAAAAUGGCCAAAGUUAAAUCCCAGGAAAGCGAAGGUAAUGAGCUGGGCUCAGGUGACUCCAGAUCAGAUACCAACAGCGACAGAUCAUCCGCUCGUAAUUUCCUCACCCCUCGCUGACAGCAAUUGACUAAUCUUCAUUUAAACAGUGUACAUGUAGCAAAAUAAAUUAAAGGACCAAACUGAUAUAUUUUAAUAUGUUUUGAAGAUGAUGAUGAUUAUAUUGUUUUAUGUGGUAUAUCUUACAGAUAUAUUUUACAGACAUGUUAUGUCUUCAAUCCAAAGCGUUUCCAACUGCAUGCAUAUCUGCCACUGUCAUAUGCCUACAUGAAUUACACACACUGCAUAAGUCUUACAGGAUAGUCAUCUAAUACUUUUCUUCAAAGUCAUAAGGUAAAUUGGUCUAAUUUGAAUCUGAAAAAUAACAGAUUAUAGUUAUAGGACACUAUAGGACACAGAUAUUUUUAUGCAACCAAUCAAUGAUCAUAUGAAUAUCACAGUUUAUACACAUUACAUCAUGACUAUAUUACAGUAUGUAGCAGUAUUUAUAUAAUGACAAAAACAUUUAUGUAUGAGGCUCAAAGCACUGAUAUGACAUCACACAUUUGACCACAUGGCUCUGUAUUGUUUGUAUUAAGGCAGAGGAGAUGAUUUUAAGUUAUGUACUGUAUAUUUUAAUCUGUGUUGUAUUAUGAGGUGAUGUUUUGAUGGACAUAAUAUUAAUUCUUAUUUCUGUUUAUAUGAUAUUUAAAUUAAAGAGAUAUCAUUCUA